ACGAGACAAAGGGAUGGUGCGGUCGAUGAAGUUCUUACUGCUGUUGGCUUUGGCUGCUGUGGCUGCUGGGGAUAAUUUCCUUGGUGGACAUAGGCUUUUCCGUCCCGUUGGGCAUGGGCGGUUCCCUCCUGCCAGGCAUGGAAUCAGGCCCAAUGCUUUCAGCUUCCCACGUAGAGGACAUGGCUUCAGACCUGCCGCCGUCCACCGUCCCGUGCGACCCGUAGCACCUGUGCGACCUGUGGUGCACCAGCCGGCUCCCGUGCCCCCGGUGCACCGAGGCCGAAGUGGACCUGUGGUGCCCCAGCCAGCUGCUUCGGGCGUCCCGGUGGACCAAAGGCUGGGCGACAGCGAGUACCACUUCUCGUGGCGCCAUGACGGCAGCAAGACCUACACGUGGGAUGGCGCCAACCAGUACUGCGGCAACCUUGGCUCCGGCUGGCAGGGUAUCAGCAUCGAGACUCACCAAGAGGACAGUCUCGUCAGGGAUGCGAUUACAAGAGAUCAUCUACCAUGGAUUUGGACCUCAGGUCAGAUCAAGAACCAUGGCUUCGCCUGGGCUUCAGGUGCUGAAUUCGUGGGUCUCAACUGGUCUCACACCGGCGGGAAUCAUCGACCACAACCAGACAACCGAGAGGGGAACGAGCACUGCCUGGCGGUUCUCAACAACUUCUACGACGACGGCGUCAAGUGGCACGACAUCGCCUGCCACCACGAAAAGGCCAUCAUCUGCGAGCACAAAGUCCGAGUCCAUGGAUGAACACAAAUACACAUGUAUACGGAAGCAUAUGUAGCAUGAUCACGUCCAUAUGAUCUAGAGCACAUGAUUAUACACUGUAUUUAUUCAUAUUUAUAUUUUACUAUAGAUGAAGACGAUUUUUUUUCUUCAAAUAAAUUUCCUGGCCAACAA
Molecule: messenger RNA, 907 nt
Organism: Penaeus monodon (black tiger shrimp)
Lineage: Eukaryota; Metazoa; Arthropoda; Malacostraca; Decapoda; Penaeidae
Exons: 6
Coding region: 14-757 (247 amino acids)
Source: RefSeq, a predicted model, not a curated record